GUCUCGUUCGUGGCCACGGGAAAACAACAACGCAGGGCUCUCCUAUCUACAGCUCGCGGCGGUGCGCAGCACGACUCGUGCUCUGUUUCUGUUGUGUUCCGUCGCGUGCGUGCGUGAGCGGCGCCAGCUACGACGGAAGCGGCCGCCCGAGGACCAGGAGGAGGCGGAUAAGAAUAAGAUGGCCAUUGGCCGAGCAGCGUCCCCUGACCCUCCCAACGGCUCGCCGGCCGCGCUGCCGGGCCUGGAGCAGCCCCUCCUCCACGCCCACGGGGCCCUGCAGAAGCGCAAGGAGCCGGCGGCGGGCGACCACGAGGCGCAGUGCUCCCCGGAGCCCGACGACGGCGCGACCUUCGUGUGGACCUGCUUCAAUGGCCUCAACGCCCUCUCCGGCGUUGGGCUGCUGUCCAUCCCGUACGCCCUGUCGGAGGGCGGGUGGCUGAGCCUGGCGCUCCUGCUCGUCGUCGCUGCAGUCUGCUUCUACACUGGCCUCCUGCUUCAGCGGUGCAUGAGCGCAUCGCCAGCCGUGCGGGGUUACCCGGACAUCGGCGCGCUUGCGUUCGGGCGUAACGGCCGCCUCGCCGCGUCGGUGUUCCUCUACGCCGAGCUCUACCUCGUCGCCAUCGGGUUCCUGAUACUGGAGGGUGACAACCUGGACAAGCUGUUCCCGGGCACCAGCCUCAGCCUCGGCGGGCUCGUGGUCUCCGGGAAGCAGCUCUUCGUCGUGCUCGUGGCGGCUGUCAUCCUGCCGACCACGUGGCUUAGGAGCCUGGGCGUGCUCGCGUACGUGUCCGCUAGCGGCGUGCUCGCCUCGAUCGUCGUGGUCUUCUGCGUGCUGUGGGCCGCUGUGGUCGACGGCAUCGGGUUCCAGGGGAAGGGAAGGGUGCUCAAUGUCAGUGGCCUGCCCACUGCUCUGGGCCUGUACACCUUCUGCUAUUGUGGCCAUGCCAUUUUUCCAACAGUCUGCAAUUCCAUGAAGGAAAAGAAAAAGUUCUCCAGGGUGCUGGUCAUAUGCUUCGUUGCCUGCACCCUCAACUACGGAUCCAUGGCAAUUCUCGGCUACCUCAUGUACGGCGACGACGUCAAAUCCCAAGUGACACUGAACCUGCCCGAGGGGAAGAUCAGCUCAAAGCUGGCGAUCUACACGACACUGAUCAACCCGUUCUCCAAAUACGCUCUGAUGGUAACGCCGCUCGCUAUAGCAGUUGAAGAGAGGCUGCUGCCCGCUGGCAACCAGAGGUCUGUCAGCAUACUGACCAGGACCCUCAUCGUCCUCAGCACGGUCAUAAUCGCCCUCGCGGUCCCUUUCUUCGGCCACCUCAUGGCGCUCGUCGGCUCGCUUCUGAGUGUCAUGGCCUCGAUGCUGCUCCCUUGCAUAUUCUACCUCAAGAUCUUCGGUGUGGCACAUUGCGGCAAGGCGGAGGUUGCGUUGAUCGCCACAAUCAUCGUUCUUGGUUCCCUGGUUGCUGCGACGGGGACUUACUCUUCUCUGAAGAGGAUUGUUCAAGAGUUCUGAAGAAGAGCUGCACAUCAUGAAAUACCGAUGUCCGAACUGUUGAUCUUUUGUAGCAGCGCCAGUGCAGUUCCAUAGCUCAACUUCAGCAGAUUAGUCUGAAUCAGUUUUAGGAUGCUGUAGACAGAAGACAAGGCAGGUCCGUAUGUUACAAGUUCUUCUGAGGCAUGUAUGCUUGAGCUGUAGGCCAUGUACUUCUUUUGUGAGAAAAAAAUGUAGUCAUUUGCCACUGUAAGACAAGGAGGGCACCGCAUCCGAUUCGACUGUAAGAAGUGAAUAAACUGAGACAUUUUAUCGAAGGUAUGUGAACUGCGUUGCUUAAUGCCUUCAGUUGUUCAGGCUAAAGCCUAAACGCUAGUGGGCGCAAAUUAUAUCCCAAAUCAAUCUUCUUU
Messenger RNA from Phragmites australis (common reed), 1902 nucleotides. RefSeq names its product amino acid transporter AVT1I-like. Gene Ontology annotation, cellular component: plasma membrane. Lineage: Eukaryota; Viridiplantae; Streptophyta; Magnoliopsida; Poales; Poaceae. The record is from RefSeq and is a predicted model, not a curated record. The coding region runs from base 179 to 1513 and encodes 444 amino acids. The transcript has 3 exons.